Molecule: messenger RNA, 1342 nt
Organism: Leucoraja erinaceus (little skate)
Lineage: Eukaryota; Metazoa; Chordata; Chondrichthyes; Rajiformes; Rajidae
Product: UDP-glucuronosyltransferase 2A1-like
Exons: 1
Molecular function (GO): UDP-glycosyltransferase activity
Source: RefSeq, a predicted model, not a curated record
CCCCCACCUCUCAAAACAUGGGAGGAAUGUGACCCCCCCUCAUACACCCAGGGAAUUCCGCCCAUGGCUGAAUAUGAAGCGAGUUAAACUAAUCUGCUUCAUAUGAUCCAUUCCCCUCCAUUCAUUGCAUUUCCAUGUGCCUAUUGAGAAGCCCCUUCAAUACCACUAUCAUAUCUGCCUCCAGCAUCACCCCUGGCAGCAUGUUCCACGCACCCACCACUCUCUGUGGAAACAAAACUUGCCCCGCACGUGUCCUUUAAACUCUCACCCUUCCACCUUAAAGCUAUGCCCUCUAGUCUUUGACAUUUCUACCUUAGGAAACGUUUUUGGACUAAUCUAAUUUUUAAAAGGAAUAUGGGUGAAACGCAUGCAGAUGGGAUCAGCUCAAACAACUGAAUCGGAAAACCCUGGAUCCAUUCUUGGUAAUCUAAGUGCAGUGCGGGAUUUUGAAUUUGCUGACACUUUUAUUGCUUGUGGAAGUGAACUUUGUGCCUCAAAAGGCUCAAUGUCCUGUCGGCUAGUUAAUAGGUUAGUGAAUCCUGGGCUCAGAACUGUUCCUGACGGACAUCAUGACGAUCAGGCUUCUGUUUCUGGAAUUUCUCCUUCUCCAGAGGGCAACUAGUGAGAACAUAUUGAUCUGGCCUGCUGAAGGAAGCCACUGGAUUAACUUGAAAGUCAUCAUCAAUGAGCUGAUCGCAAGAGGUCACAGUGUUACUGUGGCUAUGAAUUCAGCUACGCUUUACAUCGACAAUUCUGAACCCUCACCAGUGAAUUUUGAAGUGUUUCAAGUGCCGUCUACCACAGACAGGUUCAGAGAUUUCAUUGAUUUCCUUUAGGAAUUCUGGAUUUAAGAAAAACCAGAAGUAUCCCACUGGCAAGCAGUCAGAAGUUUUUCAGCAAUGAUAGAACGUGGAAAGAAAUUUAGCAAAGGCAUCUGUGACGGGGUGAUGAAGAAUGAAAAACUUGUGCAAAAACUGCGAGAUUCGAAGUUUAAAGUCGUGCUCUCUGACCCCGUGCAUCGCUGUGGGGAACUCCUGGCUCUGAAGCUGGGAAUUCCCUUCAUCUUCUCUCUGAGAUUCUCCCCGGGAUUUACAGUGGAGAGACUCUGCGGACAGAUCCCAGCCCCUCCCUCCUAUGUACCGGCGACCCUCUCCGAGUUUUCUAAUGAGAUGUCUUUCAUUGCGAGAGUUCAGAACGUUCUUUACACAUUCAUGUACGACUGGAUGUGCAAACGGAUAUGGCGUGGUUGGGACUCCUAUUAUAGUGAAGCUUUAGGUGAGGUUGACAUUUUCCUUUCCUUUUGUUAAAUGACUUGAAUGCAAAAUUUCCAAUUAACAUGUAG